AUGCCUGCAUUCAUCAAGUACAUGAAGGAACUUCUUCCCAAGAAAAGCUCACUCAAAGGAGGCCAAACUAUAGUGUUAAACAAGGAAUGUAGUGCCCUUAUUCAACCUGAAUUGCCUGCAAAAAGAAGAGACCCAGGGAGUUUUCACAUCACUUGUGCCAUAGGGGAAACAAUGUUUGAUAAAGCACUCUGUGAUUUAGGGGCAAGCAUCAACUUACUGCCCCUAUCCCUGGCGAAGAGACUGCAGAUCAAUGAGAUAAUACCCACAGAUGUGGUCAUCAGACUGGCUGACAAGACUCAAAAGCAAGCAAUAGGAGUGGUGGAAAAUGUGCUACUAAAGGUUGGGAAAUACUUUCUCCCAACAGACUUUGUCAUCCUGGACAUGGAAGAGAGUCACAUUCACCCAAUCAUAUUGGGAAGACCCUUCCUAGCUACGGCUAGAGCACUCACAGAUGUGGAAAAAGGGGAGCUAAUAUUGAGGAUCCAUGAUGAACGGCUCAGCUUUAAUGUCUUCAAACUCUCACAAGAAGUAGACCAAGAACACAAGGAACCAAAUAAAGACCAUGAUGAGAUGCUAAAGGAGGAAGCAAGCACAGAAGCACACUCAACCUAUCUGGAGACCCCUUUGGUUAAUAAACAAGGGAAACAGCCACUGCCACAGCUCAAGGAAAAGUUGGAGGAACCUAAACCUCUAGAGGGAUGUGAAGACAACAUCAUAACUCCUUUAGAAAAAGAGUUACCUAAAGUCUUCACGAUCAACAGAGUUCUCUCCCUAGAACAUGUAGAGAUCAUUGAUACAACCAAUGGAUACAAGUCCACAGCAAGAGGGGAGGACUUCAAGCAUUACCAACCACCCUGA
This is a messenger RNA of Arachis stenosperma, 858 nucleotides long. RefSeq lists its product as uncharacterized. Bases 1 to 858 code for a protein of 285 amino acids. The transcript is spliced from 2 exons. Lineage: Eukaryota; Viridiplantae; Streptophyta; Magnoliopsida; Fabales; Fabaceae. The record is from RefSeq and is a predicted model, not a curated record.